Messenger RNA from Carassius gibelio (silver crucian carp), 1045 nucleotides. NCBI's taxonomy places the organism in Eukaryota, Metazoa, Chordata, Actinopteri, Cypriniformes, Cyprinidae. The record is from the annotation of a RefSeq genome assembly.
AUGAACCCAUAUGUACUUAUAAUUUUACUAUCCAGCCUAGGACUAGGAACUACUCUAACCUUCGCCAGCUCUCACUGACUUCUAGCUUGAAUAGGCCUAGAAAUUAACACACUAGCAAUUACCCCCCUAAUAGCACAACACCACCACCCCCGCGCAGUAGAAGCAACAACAAAAUACUUCUUAACCCAAGCCACUGCAGCAGCAAUAAUUCUAUUUGCCAGCACAACAAAUGCCUGAAUAACAGGAGAAUGGAACAUCACCGACCUAUCAGACCCCCUCGCUAAUACAAUAUUUAUAACCGCCCUAGCACUUAAGAUUGGACUUGCACCAAUACACUUCUGAAUGCCCGAAGUUAUACAAGGAUUAGAUCUAUUAACAGGACUUAUUCUCUCCACAUGACAAAAACUUGCCCCCUUCGCACUUAUCAUUCAAACAGCACAAAACAUCGACCCGCUACUAUUAACAUUACUAGGGGUAACAUCUACAUUAGUAGGCGGAUGAGGAGGCCUGAACCAGACCCAGCUACGAAAGAUCCUAGCCUACUCCUCAAUUGCACACAUAGGAUGAAUAAUUAUUGUAAUCCAAUACGCCCCCCAACUCACCCUAAUUGCACUAGGGACAUACAUUAUCAUGACCUCCGCAGCAUUCCUAACCCUGAAAAUGUUACUAACAACUAAACUCAACACGCUAGCAACAACCUGAUCAAAAAGCCCCAUCCUAACGGCAACAACUGCCCUAGUAUUAUUAUCACUAGGCGGCCUCCCGCCGCUCACAGGGUUUAUACCAAAAUGAUUAAUUUUACAAGAACUGACAAAACAAGAUCUCCCCAUUAUCGCCACAAUCAUAGCCCUAGCAGCCCUAAUUAGCCUAUACUUCUAUCUACGACUAUGCUACGCAAUAACAUUGACCAUCUCCCCCAAUACAACCAACUCGACCACCCCCUGACGGACCCAAACAACCCAAACCUCCAUACCUCUAACCCUAUUUACCAUAGCCACCCUUGGACUACUGCCAAUGACCCCAACCAUUCUAAUACUAGCCACUU